AAUAUCACUCCCCCUUUCCAAAUAUCCAAACCAUUUAGGAAAUUACAAUUCAGUCCAAUCGUCCCCUUCCUAUGUAGUCAGUCUCAUCCUCUACAAAUCAAGUACUUAGCCAUUUUCACUCCCAUACGGCCCAAUCUAAGAAAAUCGAAGAAACUCUAAUCUCUGCAUUUAUAUUGUAAAGACUAGAGAUUGGAAUUGCGAAUCCAUUGUUGAAAGCUCGGGAAAAAUUAAUCAAAAAAUGCAUAUGAUGGAAAUUUCAUUUCCCACUCGAAUUCAAGUCAACCUCUCUUUUUCUCCAUGCCCACCUCGCUACUGCCACUCACAUGGAAGACCCACGACUAGAACGAAACUACUAGUGAAAAUGGAGUCUUCUGUAGUUUCAUCACCUUCUUCUUUUUCUGCUUCUGGGUAUUUUAAUCAAACAGUUGGUGGGCAAUCGCCAUCAAAGAGUUUGGAUAAGAUUCCCAACACAAAAAGGAGAAGGGUCUUCUUUUUAGACGUAAACCCAUUGUGCUAUGCCGGAAGCACCCCAAGUUUGCGCUCUUUUGGCCAUUGGGUAUCUUUGUUCUUCAAUGAAGUCAGUUUAAACGACCCUGUUAUUGCCGUCGUUGAUGGAGAAGGAGGGAGCGAACACCGCAGAAGGUUGUUACCUUCCUAUAAAGCACACAGAUGGAAGUUUCUGAGAAAUCCUUCAAAGGGUCACGUCGGACGAUCACAUCAAAUCAUAUCGGAUUUUCUUUCUAAAUGCAAUGUGCCUUUAGUAAGAAUAGGAGGCCAUGAGGCUGAUGAUGUUGUGGCUACUCUUGUGGACCAAGUUUUACAAAAGGGACACAAGGUGGUGAUUGCCUCUCCUGAUAAAGAUUUCAAGCAAUUGCUUUCAGAAGAUGUUCAGAUUGUUAUGCCUUUGGUGGAAUUAAAAAGGUGGUCUUUUUACACCUUGAAGCAUUACAUGUCUCAGUACAACUGUGAUCCUUGUUCUGAUUUGAGCCUCAGGUGCAUGUUGGGUGAUGAGGUUGAUGGUGUUCCUGGAAUCCAACAUGUGGUUCCUGAGUUUGGGAGAAAAACUGCUCUUAAACUUUUGAAAAAACAUGGUUCUUUGGAGAAUUUACUUAACGCGGCUUCUGUGAGAACUGUAGGGAAGCAGUAUGCACAAGAUGCUCUUACCAAAUAUGCUGAUUAUUUGAGAAGGAAUUAUCAAGUUCUUGCUCUUAGGAAGGAUGUUAAUGUGCAACUUCAAGAUGAGUGGUUGGUCAAGAGAGAUAGUAAAAAUGAUUCUGCAUCUUUGUCUGGCUUCUUCAAUAUGUUAGAAGAAACUAAGAAUCUUGGUAGACAUACUAUUUCAAAUGCCUAAGAUUGCCUUUAAGUUUCCUAUAUUCAUCUGUUUAUUUACCACUUGGUGUUUAUAGUGCAUACUUUCAUUUCAUACAUAAAAGAAAUAGAAAAUAGAAACAAAGUAUUGUAUGAUACACCAUAUAUGUGUGCAUGACAGCCUCCUUCUAUGAGCAUAUACACACUUAUAUUAUUUAUUAGUACUUCAUCAUUUCUUUGUGCAUCUGCUCCAUAAAGCCUGUUGUCUUUUGAAACUUGGAACAGAUUUUCCUAUAUAAAUUUUUAGUAUAUAUCUAUGGAAACAUUUUAGGAUGGUAUGUGUUGUUUUUUCAGUCCUUAAUAAAACGAUAUCUAAAACUUAUGACAUGGCAAGUGAAACAAGUGGGAUCAUGACACAUCGUCAAGACUUUAACUAGGAGUUAGUUAAGUUAGUUGUUUUAGUUUUCUGUUACUUUUGUAAAGGCUUAACCGACUGUGGUUGCCUAUUUAAAACUUCAUUUUUCAUUUCACUAGUAAUACAAGAAAACAUAGAGAGAGGAGAGUGAGCUUUGUACGGUGAGGAGGAAAAUUCAUGGAGUUAUGAAGAACUAGAGGUGAGAAACUAAGGGAAGCAAGGAUCGAGCUUCAGGGUGUUUCUAAGGGUUGAAGCUUCUGAUUAAGGCUCAAACAAGGGAAGCGUUUCAUCAUACUUGAUCACUAAAUACUGUACUCUUAAAUAGAUUGUAAUCUUGCCAAUUGUCAUACUGAAAGACUAAUCGUAAAGGAGUCCAAAGGGGACUAGGCACUUCAUAAUUGUGAAGGAAAUUCGAAUCUCUAUAA
Messenger RNA from Cannabis sativa, 2148 nucleotides. RefSeq lists its product as uncharacterized. Gene Ontology annotation, biological process: DNA replication, Okazaki fragment processing. The record is from RefSeq and is a predicted model, not a curated record. The transcript has 2 exons. Gene Ontology annotation, molecular function: 5'-flap endonuclease activity; DNA binding. NCBI's taxonomy places the organism in Eukaryota, Viridiplantae, Streptophyta, Magnoliopsida, Rosales, Cannabaceae. Bases 239 to 1351 code for a protein of 370 amino acids.